Messenger RNA from Pipra filicauda (Wire-tailed manakin), 1679 nucleotides. RefSeq lists its product as uncharacterized. NCBI's taxonomy places the organism in Eukaryota, Metazoa, Chordata, Aves, Passeriformes, Pipridae. The record is from RefSeq and is a predicted model, not a curated record. Gene Ontology annotation, molecular function: oxidoreductase activity.
CCCUGCGGCACCGCCUCACCGCCUCCAGCCCCUUCACCGUGAUGUCCUUGGCAUCGCCCAGGCCCAGCCCGACCAGGUACAGCAUGUUCGGGGGGCCGGGCAGCCGCCACCUGCCACGGGAGGCAAAGAGAACAGGGAUCAGCCGCGGCACUCCAUGGCCCGUCGUGACCCGGCCCCAUGGGCAGGGGGACGGCCCAGCUCCCACCUCCUCGUAUCCCGCCUCCCACCUCCGCGCUCCCGGCCCCCACCUCCGCACUCCACUCCCACCUCCUCGUGUCCCGGCCGCCCCUCCGCGCUCCCGCCUCCCGCCCGGCUCCCGGCUGUCCGCGGCGCGGGCGCAGGGGCCGCCGGGAGCUGUAGUUCCGGCCAUGGCGGCGGCAGGCAGGCCCAGGCCAGGCGCCGGCCCCACAGUGCCGCUCGCCAGCGGCCGCAGCAUCCCGGUGCUGGGGCUCGGUACUUCCCACCACGGUGGCUAUUCCCACAAUGCAGUGGUCCACGCAUUACAAAAAUGUGGCAUUCGUCACAUUGACACAGCAAAAAGAUACGGCUGUGAAUCUCUCCUCCAAAAGGCCAUCAAAGAGAGUGACGUGAAGCGAGAGGAUCUCUGGAUAACUACCAAACUCUGGCACAGUGAUUACGGCUAUGAAAACACAAAAAAGGCCUACUUGGAGUCGUGUGAAAGACUUGGCAUUGAAUAUCUUGAUCUGUAUUUAAUGCACUGGCCUGAUGCAUAUGUUCUGGGUAAAAGCAAUCGAGAGGUCCGAGCUGAAACCUGGAGAGCAAUGGAAGAACUCUAUGAGAAAGGUUUGUGUAAAUCAAUUGGCGUAAGCAACUUUCUUAUCAGCCAUCUUGAGCAACUAAAGGAAGACUGUGUCAUUACUCCACAUGUUAAUCAGGUUGAAUACCACCCUUUCCAAAGACCUCAGGAGCUGGUUGAUUAUUGUAAGAGCAGAGAUAUUGUCUUUGAAGGCUACUGUCCUUUGGCCAAAGGGGAAGCACUAACUCAUCCUACUAUCAUUCAGAUGGCAAAGAAGUAUGGCAGAACUCCAGCACAGAUUUGCAUACGCUGGAGUAUACAGAAUGGGAUUGUCACUAUUCCAAAGUCAACAAAAGCGGAAAGGAUAGAGGAAAACUGCAAGGUGUUUGAUUUUACAAUAGCAGAAGACGAUGUUGGAAUUCUGAAUGGAAUGCAUGAUGGGAGACAUGUUUCCUGGGAUCCAAGCCUUAUUGAGUGAACGAAGGUGUGAUGAGCAGUUUUGCACAUUGUGCCUCACUAAGAGCCAUUGUUUUCUGCUAGAAGCUAUUAAUUGCCCUAGGAGACUGGAACCCUGUUAUCUCCUGUGUCCUUGAGAUAAGUCACUGGAGCCUCUUCCUUUGAAUACGGUUUUUGACUUUAAUCUGAGGAAAGAAGAUAAGGAAUUUUUGAACACUAUGAAUAUCAACAGAAAAUUAAUUCAUCUAACCUAUCCCCUGUGAAAACUAUAAUUUAAAACCAGAUUGUUCUGGAUUGCAAAAGUGAUGCAACUGAAGCAUUAAUUCAUUUUAAACUGAAAAAUAAAUCCGAAUUGUUCUCUUAGAUAUUCAGAGAAUACCUAAGAAUUAUCACUCAAGAAUCAGUAUCAAUGGUUUGUAUUUACUGUUAUGUUAACAAAUUAAUAAAAUAAUUUAAUUUACUCUUU